GGAUACCUAGUUACAAGUGGAUCCUUUUAAACAUCCCCGCGUUUCGGUCUGGUACCGGAGAUGUCAUCGGAUAAGACCAGACACAUCAAAUAUUCCGCACAACCACCGUUGCAAGCAUCAAUCGGAGCUCGUUAGCCAUCUAGUCCAAUCGAAAUCUCCAGUUAGGUCCUCUUCCAUAACCAAAUCUGCAUUGUCUACCAUGCCUCGCAUGAAACGAAAGACCAAGGAUGAGGACCUUAAGCGGGUCCGUGAAAACCAGCGCAAAUGUCGGCAACGAAGGCGUGACUACGUGGCCGAACUAGAAAGCAAAAUCGCAGCUUAUGCGGAGGCUGCGGCUGAGGCCGAUAGGUGGCGAAAGGCUGUGGAAGGAGACCUCCGCAGAGAGAACGAGGCACUGCGGACCCUGUUGACUUCAAGCGGCCUCGAUGUCCUGGGGCAUAGUACUGCCGAAAAGCAUCAGGAAGUUGUCUUGGACGAUAUACAAACGAGUCUCAGCUUCGCGGCAAAUACUGUGCCGACCACCCUUGAACUGCACGCUGACUUGAUGGCCCUGCAGUUGCCGAACGUUACUCCUACCUUUGGAUUUCCCGCUACGACACGGGAAGUCGCAAAUACUGGACCUGCGGCGCCUUCGAGCGUGGAUUUUACGCCCUCGCAAUCUACAGAUCUAAGCACUUGCCUGGACUUUCGGGUACCCACUCUCCAUGGACCGACCGUACCGGAUGAAGAAUCGCAAAGCCGUCUGCUUGAGCUCCUGCCUCCGACUAACCAAAGUACGACCGGUCUUGAUAUCACCAUAGGAUUAGUUGAUCCUAUUCUACAAGACACGACACUGUGCGCUGUUGCUAUUCACCUUGUCCGUCACUGUAAUAAGAAGGCUCUAAGCAUGGUGGAGCUGGACGCUAAGCUCCGUCACGGGUAUAGGAAUGCUAGGUCUCCUCUGGAAGGUUGUAGGGUCACUAACUGGGUUUUACUGUCCGUCCUGGCAGAAAUUAUACAAUAGUCCCAUUUUGUUUCUUGCUUAACUAUUGUGUUAGUCCUAGAAUUAUCG
This is a messenger RNA of Aspergillus novofumigatus IBT 16806, 1051 nucleotides long. RefSeq names its product bZIP transcription factor. NCBI's taxonomy places the organism in Eukaryota, Fungi, Ascomycota, Eurotiomycetes, Eurotiales, Aspergillaceae. The record is from RefSeq and is a predicted model, not a curated record. The coding region runs from base 200 to 1003 and encodes 267 amino acids. The transcript has 3 exons.